AAAUACAUAUCUAAAAUAAAAUAGAUUUAUUCAAUAUAUACUUUUUAAACGUUCAUAAUAAGUAUUAUGUACAUGAUAUCGUAAUAAUAAAGCAUGGCACGAAUACAAAAACGGAAAAUUCUACCUUGCGCCAUGGUUUGGUUUCUGUGGGACUAACUACUACACUCUUCUAUGCUUUUGUGACGGUGGUUUCAUAUGCAUAUUAUGAUACAAGGAUGCUACAGCAAGAUUGAAUAUAUUUAUCCAAGAGUCUCGCUGCACACUAAUAUAAACAUAUUUCUGUAACGUUCCGGCUGACCAAAUUAUGUUGGAAUUAUUCAGUUAAUAUCAUAUAUCACAAGUUCGUUUUUUUUUUACGAAUGCAUGUUAACACCAAGACGAAAUAACAUUUCUCAACAGCUAUAGCAUUUGUGUUCUCAUACAUCUAAAGUCUUCUACCGUGUUUGCUUGUAUCUAUGUAUAAAGCAUAUUAUUGAAUCAUGAAAGCAGCGACAACUCUUCUCGUAAUAUUUAUUACUGUACUGGCUGUGGAAAAUACAGAUUCUGGCUGGUGGGGAAGAGCAUGGAAUUGGACAAAGAAAGCUAUUCGCCAUCCAAUUACAAAAGCUGUGGUUGGAAUAGGGGCGAAGGCUAUAAGUUUAUGGGACAAUAUUCGCCUUUUGAGAGACAUGGAUGACUUUGAAUUUGAACAAAUUCUUCAAGACGUGAAACAAAGCUUGGAAGCAGAUUUCGGAGAAAUAAAGACCAAACCAUUUCUAGAUAUGGUUGUCAGUGCACGAAAUCUCAGUGACGAUGAAUUCUUUUCGCUGACUGUGGAUGACUACAGAAUGGUGUCGAAUGGCAUGAGAAAAGAAGACGUGGAAAUGAUGGAUUCUUUCAACCAAAUGCUCGGAAAAUUGCUUUAACUCAUAAUAUUAUAAUACAUUGAACGAUGAUUUAGAAAAAAAGAACUCUUAUACUCGGUAGCAGACAACUCUCUAUUACUGUAUUACUGGAUGUGAUCUUUUUACAUAAAAAAUACUCCUGUACUUUUUCUUUUUCAAGUCUUCCGACUUGAUGACAUAUUGCAUUUAUGAUUUCUCAAUACCUCUCUAACGGACAUCUUUCUUAAAUCAUUAAGAAUUCUAAAGAAAUAUCAAACGUAAUUAUAGCAUAAAUUAGUUGAAUAAUUAAUAAAAUUUACACGAAACUGUGUGGGUA
Styela clava is the source of this 1200-nucleotide messenger RNA. RefSeq lists its product as uncharacterized. Lineage: Eukaryota; Metazoa; Chordata; Ascidiacea; Stolidobranchia; Styelidae. The record is from RefSeq and is a predicted model, not a curated record.